AUGGCCUCCUACAUGAACGCCAGCGAAGCCUUCGUCCGCGAGAAGCUCGACGCAAACACAGCGCACGCGAUUCCCGAAUCAUCAUGGGCCAACAAAUAUCGUGGAGCCACAGUUGAAGACUUAGAUCCACCUCCAGCGCUCUCCGUCUCCCCCAGUACCCCUAUAUCAGCGGCGCUCCUCGCAGCAUUCGAACGCGACUACACACACCUCACUGUUACCUCGUCCACGCACCGCUCCCUCCUCGGAUACCUUAGCAUUCCGCGACUGAAGGAGCUCCUGGCAGCGGGGACGGUCAAGGAAUCGGAUACUGUUGCGGCUGCGAUGCAGCGCUUUAACCGGAAACGCGGCACGUACGAGGUUAUCACCAUGGAGACGCCGCUGGAGGAGUUGCAGCGGUUCUUUGAAAGUGAUACCGGUGCGAAUGGGGAGAAGCGAGAGAAACAGGAUUUUGCGGUCGUCACGGAUGUGGAGCGCAAGUUUGUGCUGGGAGUUGCCACCAAGGCUGAUUUGGAGGAGUUUGUCAGGAGACGGCCAUAG
Molecule: messenger RNA, 537 nt
Organism: Aspergillus puulaauensis
Lineage: Eukaryota; Fungi; Ascomycota; Eurotiomycetes; Eurotiales; Aspergillaceae
Product: putative cystathionine beta-synthase (beta-thionase)
Exons: 2
Coding region: 1-537 (178 amino acids)
Source: RefSeq, a predicted model, not a curated record